AUGCUUCUUAAGAACCUUGUACUCCUCCUCACGGCCGAGCUGGCCACCGCCGCUGUCGUUGGUCCCCCAAAGGACUACUCUCCUGAGGUAGUUGACCUCGCCGCCACUGAACUCCAGCGCCGCGCCGCCUGCGCCGCCGCCGGCGUUGUCAACGGCCAGUGUGGCCGCUACUACCGUGGCACGGGCUGCAACGACCAGAUAGGAGCCAAUAGUCCUGGUAGAUGCAGCGGGACGUGCUACAAGUCCUCCGACGCCAUCGCCAGCAUCAAGGCUGUCGGAGACGGAACCUACGGCACUAACUGCCACCUGUACUACGACGACAACUGCCAGAACCAGAUUGGCGAGACGGGUAACUCCGUCACGGGCGGUGGAAAGUGUUACACGCCUUCGGGGGCAGGACUGGACAUAGUUACUUGUGCUGGUAUAGAUGCUGAUCUUACUUUCACUUUCGUUGGAGGGGGCUUCCUGUCUUUUAUUCUAAAUAUCUCAGAGAAUUACGGUCUUUCAUGA
Colletotrichum spaethianum is the source of this 510-nucleotide messenger RNA. RefSeq lists its product as uncharacterized. The transcript has 2 exons. Bases 1 to 510 code for a protein of 169 amino acids. The record is from RefSeq and is a predicted model, not a curated record. NCBI's taxonomy places the organism in Eukaryota, Fungi, Ascomycota, Sordariomycetes, Glomerellales, Glomerellaceae.